CGGCCCGAGGCUGCGAUGUUGUCGCUGCCGCCGGGGCUGCUCCGCCGCCUGCGGGAGGCGUCGCUGCCGUUGCCAGCCCCGCCGCAGCCGUCCCCUGCUCCCGUCCCGCCGCUGCCGCCCUUCACGUUCGCUCCCCGCCGGCUCCAGCUCGGCUCCCACCACCCGCUCUUCGAGGAUGGGGACGUUCACAGGCACCUCUACCUCCAGGGGGUCCUCACCAGCCUCGGCGAGGUGGCGGAGAAGCCCAAAGUAUCAGAAUUCAGUUGCCACAUCCCUGGGUGCUGCCAGGUCUUUGACACACUGGAAGGCUACGAGCACCACUACAACACGCUGCACAGGAACGUGUGCUCCUUCUGCAAGCGCUCCUUUCCAUCUUGGCAUCUCCUGGAUAUCCACAUCUUGGAGUGGCACGACUCACUCUUCCAGAUAAUGGCUGAGAAGCAAAACAUGUACAAGUGCUUGGUAGAAGGCUGUGCAGAGAAGUUCAAGAGCAGCAAGGACAGAAAGGAUCACUUGAUCACUGUUCAUCUUUAUCCUGCUGACUUUCGGUUUGAUAGACCAAAGAAAGUGAAAAGUGGCCCCAAGCACAUGAGCAGUCCCGCAAAGCAGGAUGCCAGUGUGCCGAUGGAUAUGAUUGUGGAGACUGAGCAAUUCCAAGUGGAUCCCAUGGAAGUAGCGCCCAGUGAGACCAUGGAGAUCCCUGAGCCUGCAGCCAGUUCUUUCUCCUCAGUGCCAGAGAAACGCCUCUAUAAAUCCAGGAUCCCAUCCACAAUUUGCUUUGGACAAGGUGCUACCCGAGGAUUUAAAGGACCAAGGAAAAAAGUCUGAAGGUCAAUACAGCAGGUUUGUACAAGACAAGCAGGCGCUGGCUGCUUCUGCCUGCAGACAUUGGCAUCAUGACCAAGUGGGGACAUUUGCAGAAUGUGCAAGGGUCCCACUCCCUAGUGGGGAGGCAGAAGGGUGAAAACAGGGGUUGUGCAGCAGCAGUGUGGGAUACACAUUGAGAGGAGCUUUGCUACAGUCCCUUUUUUGUCUCCAUACCAGCUCCCUUUGGCAGCAUUUCAGAGCUGACCCUUCCUGAGGCACAGCACUCUCUUUUCUGAUCCCCUCUGAAAUCCAACUACAGAUAAAUUCUUCUGCCUCUGUGUUGUGAGGUUUUGUCUCUCAUCAGUGCCAGGACUGCUCUGGGCAGCAGUGGCUCUGUAGAUAGAUGGGCACAUACUGCCUGAGCUUGCAGAAAUGCAAAUGCUGGUCUGAAACUCCAGGCGGCUGCAGGGAUCCCAUAGGCUUCACUAUCCCAUAGGAAUCACUAUCAGAAAUGCAGUAGGGGUAACACGGAGCAAAACACACAGUUUCCCUCUUCCUGCAGGACAUCCCCCCCAGCUCCCUCCCAUGGCCCUGGGGCAGGUUGUCACACUUCCCUGCCAGCCGGGCUUGCACAGGGGGGUAGCAAAAUAAAACCCAGAGGAAGAGCAAAGGAGAUUACAACAAUUCAUCAUUUUAAUUUUGUUCUUUCAUUUUCUUCUCUUUUCCCUUUUAAAGCUCCAGCAAGCACAGCCCUUGAGACAUGGGGCAGGUUGAGCUCACACGGAGAGUCUCAGACUGCAGCAGACAGUGCUGGUGGGCCUGCAGCAGUGUGGAGGUGAGAGGAAAUAGGUUGCUGCAGCUGACCCUACACAGGGUUAUCUUCUUGAUUCUUUCCUUUUGGGGGAAAAAUGGAUUCAGGGAAUUCCAAGACAAAACCUGAUGACUGUACAGGAGCUGGAGCCACUGACAGAAAAGGGGGGGGGGGA
Pezoporus flaviventris is the source of this 1793-nucleotide messenger RNA. RefSeq names its product zinc finger protein 511 (gene ZNF511). The transcript has 6 exons. The record is from RefSeq and is a predicted model, not a curated record. Bases 16 to 828 code for a protein of 270 amino acids. NCBI's taxonomy places the organism in Eukaryota, Metazoa, Chordata, Aves, Psittaciformes, Psittacidae.